CACCGUGUGUCGUUUUCUCGCCGCGUGCGCGACGCAGACGCACGCACAGCGCUCCGAGAAUGGCGGCCGACGGAGGCAGUGCUCCUUCUUCAGCGCCGACGCUGCCGUGCUCUUUCUCGCCGGGAUCGCGGCACUAUCUCGCCGUGUGCGCGCAGGACGGGCGCCUGCGGAUCUGGAACUCCGACUCGCACGCGCUCCACCGGGAAUACGUGCCUUCCGCGCACCUCAGCGCCACUUGCACUUGCAUCGCCUGGGGACCAUGCCGAGCGACCAAGGAGGGGCCUCAGAGGAAGAAGAGGAAGUCGGAGGCGGGUCCGGCGUCGGCUCAGCAGUCAGAUCUGUUGGCUCUGGGCACGGCAGCCGGCACCGUCCUCAUCUACAGCACAGUGAAGGGAGAUCUCCAGUGCACUCUGGAUGGAGGACAUAGUGGAAGUGUGAACAGCGUCCAGUGGCACCCUGAAGAAUCUGUUCUGUACAGUGGCUCAGACGACACACACAUCGCAGAGUGGGACCUGAAGACGGGCAAAACACGCUGUAAAUGGAAAGCGGACAGAGCAGCGGUGACGAGUCUGUGUGUGAGUCCUGACGGGAAACUCCUGCUCUCUGCCGGAAUGACCAUCAAAAUGUGGGACCUGGAGACCAAGGAGGUGUACAGGAAGUUCACAGGUCACUCGACCACGGUAACGACCCUGUGCUUCGCCACGACCCGACCCCCGGACAGCGACGGCCUCUACUUCCUGUCUGGAGCGGCUCACGACAGACUGCUCAGUGUGUGGCAGGUACGCUCUGACGGCAAAGACAAGAACUCGGUGGUGUCGUUCACGCUGACAGACGAACCCCAACACAUCGACCUGCAAACAUCCAACAGCAAAGACGAGGCGGUGCGGUUAGCGGUGGUGUGUAAGGACGGGCAGCUGCAUCUCUUCGAGCACUUUCUCAACGGGCCGUGUAAGAAGCCCCUGUCCCCGGUGUGUUCAGUGCAGGUGUCGAGCGUCGGCUCUGGUGAAGGUGCCACCCCGAUGCCCGUCUCCCUGCUGGCUGCCGCUCUGUGUUCAGACAGACAGAGUGUCAUGCUGGCGUACGGGAGCCACUUACAACCCGUCAUAGAGAAAACACCCAUCAACACAUCAGAGAGGCACGUGUGUCUGAUCCGAGACGUGCACACGACGCUGUCACUUUCUGUCGACGCAGCCGUCACAAAGGUGAAGACGCCCAUCGUGAACGAACAGAAAAGCAAAGUUUUAAUACCAGGACUUCCUGGGCAUCAAGCGCCAAUCAAAGCCACUCCCAGCCAAUCAGAGAAGAGGAAGAAAGGAGUCGUUCCUACAGAGAUGUCGAUAGAGGAGCGGUUGGAGCAGAUUGAGCUGAGCACAUCAGGUGGUAAAGGAGAGAGUAAAGGAGCUUCGGCGUCGCUCCAGACGGACAGCUUCGCCGUUCUGCUCGUUCAGGGCCUCGAGAGCAAAGACGAGAAGAUCCUCAAUAAAAUCUUUCAAACAAAGAAGGAAGCCUUGAUUAAGAACACAGUGGCGCGGUUGCCUCCUCCGGCUGUCCUGCCUCUCGUGGAGGAACUGUCGAGAAGGCUGCAAGGACAUCCGUUCACGGCGAUUCUUAUCGUGCAGUGGCUGAAGGCCGUGUUGACGCAGCACACGUCAUACUUGUCAUCGCUCCCAGACCUGGUGUCUCAGUUGGGGGCGCUCUACCACAUGAUCGAGAGCCGAGUGAAGCUGUACCAGCAGCUGACGAGACUCCACGGCAAACUCUACCUGCUCAUGACGCAGGUGGCGACAAGCAACAGUUCCCACAAAGUAGCCGACCUGGACCGCAAAGCCAAACUGGUGUACGAGGAAGAGUCCUCAGACGAAGAUGAAGACUCUAGUGACGAGGGACGGCCUGAGGAAGACUCGGAUAGCUGGGAGGAGGAAGAAGAGGACGACAAGGAGGAAGGGAUGGAUGUAACGGAGGACAAAGAAAAUCAUGCGGAUGAGGAGGAUGAGAGCGAUGAAGAUGGGAAGGACAAGUCCAAAGCAAACGGCGAUUCAGACUUAGACCCUGAGAGCGAAGAGGAAUGAAACAAUGAAAAAAAUAGCUUGGAAAAUUUAUAUAUUAUACGUUUGUUUUAUUUUUUUUUUCUUCCUGUUUUCAUUUUAUUGUAAAAAAAAAAAUCACAAAAAGCCUGUUUUAUAGAGUUCCUACGUGUCAUGGACUGCGAGUGGUUGAGUCCCAGGACGGCCACCAGGGCGGCGACAUUCACGGGCUCGGAAGUGAACACAGCGGAAAUGUUUGUCUCAAAGCCAUUUUACUCGUUCUUCCUUUGACCCUUGACCCCAGACUGGCUGCUUUAUUCAUCCCUGUUUUUUUUUUUGGUUUUGUUUUUGUUUUUGUUUUUGUUGUUGUUGUAGUACCUAUGGUGAUGUGGUAGCAGUGUACCACACCUUUAGGAUUAAUGGUCCAGGCUUUGCUGGUGUAUUGCUUCCUUACAAACCAUUAUACAAAAUCUCACAGUUUCAAGGUUACAGUUCUAAAAAUACACCCCAAAAUGAGGAAUUUACUUUUCACUUUUUCCUCCAUUUUUGCUACAGUACCGAUAUCAGAGUUAACAGCAAUGCUGAUACAAUGCUGAAAUCCUUGUACUGGUUUUCUGUGAGCUUCUGCUGCUGAGUUAUGCAAAAAAAAAUAAUAAUCAUGACGUGAUGGUGAACUUGAGGACAAGUUGUGUCCAGUGUAUCACGUUUACAGCAUAAAGUACAUACCUGAUUGGAAUAUACAGCAAGUCCGUUAUCAGACUGAUGCAUCCCUGCUAUACAGGGAGUUUAUUAUUUUGUUCUUUUCUGUAGGGGAAAUCUUGGUGUCCCUUUUGCUUGAUUGUAUGUCCAUAAAUCAAGUUUAAUCAAGAAUGGGACGAAACAGGAUGUUCGAAUCUGCUCCUGAGCAAAUAAAUUUGAGCUAAAUUGGAUUUAACUGUAAAUUUCCACCCCAAAAACUUCUGAUACUGUGACCUUCUGUCUCUCACUGCAUUUUUAAGUGUGUAACGUUGCAACACAGACUGAUGACUGACCCUGACCCCCAGCUUUUUCAUGUUCUGUCCAUGAAUUUAGCCUUUGUUUCCCUGAACCACUCCUCAUUUCUUUAUUUUGACUUUUUUUUUUUUUCUCCUUCUCUGUCCUCAUCAGCCCUGCAGUGUUGUUGAAUCGUAUCCGCUUACUCUAAUGACGGUUUGAGAGUGGAGGACGAUGUGAAUGUUGCUCAAUUCGGUGAAUAAUAAAAGUCUCUGAGACCCGCGCUCAGAAAAGUUGGUUGCUUCGGGGGGAAAAAAACAAUUUGUCAAGCGUAACCUUUUUCAAUGCAAGCAGUAUAUAUCGACGACUGUUGUACAGUUGAAAUGAAAUAAAUUCCUUUUUGUUCUCAGAA
Pangasianodon hypophthalmus (striped catfish) is the source of this 3408-nucleotide messenger RNA. RefSeq names its product WD repeat domain 43 (gene wdr43). The transcript has 18 exons. The record is from RefSeq and is a predicted model, not a curated record. Gene Ontology annotation, biological process: maturation of SSU-rRNA from tricistronic rRNA transcript (SSU-rRNA, 5.8S rRNA, LSU-rRNA). Gene Ontology annotation, cellular component: nucleolus. Gene Ontology annotation, molecular function: protein binding. NCBI's taxonomy places the organism in Eukaryota, Metazoa, Chordata, Actinopteri, Siluriformes, Pangasiidae. The coding region runs from base 60 to 2069 and encodes 669 amino acids.